UGUGUAUGGCUGUGACCCAGCGAUGGGACGUGCACAGCCUCAGGACUUGUGGUGGUGUAAAAGUGAUUGUGAACCCCCGUAACACAUCAGUACCCUCGGGAAAACGCUCCUUAAUUCUUCACACAGUGCCAUGCUUCGAUAAUAGGGACUGAUCGCAGAAAGGCCUAAUCCGCCCACCGUGACUUUAAUCUGGUCUUGAAAUGUCGGUAAUAAGGAGUUGAGGGCAUUAUUACUGUUAUUCGUCGAAGUUUUAAUAAUCAACACUUGUGAUUAGAGGCAUUACGUCGUUUGAAAACACUUGUGAAAUGGACCUUGUCGAUCAUCAAGGAUAUUGCUUGUUCUAUCCGUGACUAGUUCAAGCUACGGGAACACAUUAAUGUCGGACAUCUGUUUAGCAAUGACGGAAGAGGGAACAUACGACACAUGGAUCUACUCUGGAUUGUUCCGUCGCGACUCGCCGGAGGACGAGGAAGAAGAAGUCCCCCUCCCAUCCAGACCCCAUGACAAGUGGCGACCGAUCCUGUUGAGGGAGGGAAGCACCAUGACCAUGUCAAGGUCACGUGACGAACCGGACCAAUCAGAGAUGCCCCCUAAUUCCACGUCAGCUGACGGCAGUCCAGACUCCCCUAAGGACGACAAAAAGGUCAUAAACCCGAUCCCUGUAGACCCCACCCCAGAGGAUCUUGUACUGGACCCUAACGGAAAAUGGGCGUAUUACUGGAUGGGUGUCGUUGCGUCCGCCGUCAUGUACAACUGUGCCGUCAUCAUCCUCAGAGUCGCCUUCCGGGAGCUCCGAGAACACUCAGUGUACCAGCGCAUCUUCUCAACCCUUGACAACAUCGGGGACGUCAUAUACCUCAUCGACAUCGGAGUUCAGGCCAGGACGGCCUUUCUACUCGAUGGCUGCUUGGUUCGGGAUCCUGAGCAGUUGUUUCGUCACUAUCGCGGGAAGACGAGGUUUCUGCUGGAUGUGUCGGCUAUACUUCCGUUCACCACAGCGUAUGGGAUGUUGACAGGUGUUCUUCAGCUACUACCCUUUAACGUCAUAUUUCACGAUGCCACUCACAUGGCUGCCCCUAUCAUGAGGAUAGCUCGCCUGCUCAAGUACCACACGCUUGCCAACUUCUUCCAAGCAACGGACAGCCACACCAGCAACCCCAAUCUACUCCGGGCCUUCAAGCUCUCUGUCCACCUGUGGAUGGUCAUCCAUUGGAUCGGAUGUAUCUACUAUAUGGCGUCAGAGUAUGAAGGCCUGGGCAGCAACGAGUGGGUGUACCCCGACGGCGAGGAAUACAGCGCCCUGGCACGGAAGUACAUCCGGUGUACGUACUGGUCAACCAUGACACUGACCACAAUUGGGGAGAGACCCUCACCUAUCACUGACCUGGAAUAUGUCUUCACUGGCUUGACGUUCCUCAUCGGCGUUUUCGUUUUCGCCGCCGUUGUUGGGAACGUCGGUGACGUCAUCAGCAACAUCCACGCUGCAAGACAGGAUUUCCAGGCACGAAUGGACCAGAUAAAGUUCUAUAUGCAGCACCGGCAUGUCCCCGAGCAUCUUCAGGACCGGGUGAAAAAAUGGGCGGACUAUACGUGGAACAGGACCAAGGCUAUAGACGAGCCCAGUGUGUUGCAACUUCUGCCAGAGAGACUGCGGACAGAGAUCGCCAUCCAUGUGCAUCUGGAGACACUAAAGAAGGUGAAGAUUUUCGAGGAGUGCGAGGAAGGACUGUUGAGGGAGCUGGUGCUGAAACUGCGGCCACAGAUCUACUCUCCGGGGGACUACAUCUGCCGCAUUGGAGAGAUAGGUCGUGAAAUGUACAUUCUGAACCAUGGAAGGGUAGAGAUCCUGGUCCCUAGCGCCGUGGCGGGCCAGAGGACUCAGGUGGCCAUCCUCACCCCGGGGAACUACUUCGGGGAGAUCAGCCUCCUCAAGUUGGACGACGGCCAGAACAGACGUACAGCGGACGUACGGGCUAUCGGCUACUCAGAGCUACUGUGUUUGUCCCGUCGAGAUCUCCUUUCGGCCCUUGUGGAGUACCCAAACGCAAAGGAAAUACUGGAGGCCCAGGCGAAGGAACGGAUGAUGCAGACAAAAGGGGUGCAGAAGUCGGACGCUGGCACCCGCAGGGCAAACACCACCCCCAAGAGGCGAGCACGUGACAUAUUUGCUGACGUCAUGAGACAAGAAGGGUUUGCUAAGCUCAUAUCUGCACGAGGUCAAGAAAUGAGCGAGCUGCACAAAGUCAUCGGCGAUAUGAAGACGGUUCUCACACAGGUUUCGCAGUGCAACAGUAAGGCGAAAUGCCAGUGUGAGGAAUAUCAGAGGAGGCUUCGUCAAAAAGACAAAUGUUUAAAGAAAGCCACAAGACGGGUGACGGAACUGGAAACCGUCUUGCGCAUCCGUCGAAGUUCUAGCUUACCAGUCUCCGUCCGGGAUCACGUCACACGACAGGACAGUACUCAGAGCGAUGACUCCUACGCGAGCCGGGGUCAGGAAUUCACGUGUCAGUGCUUGCACGACGUCCGGGAGUGCAAUAACGGAGUUAUGUCCCCCUUGAAAACUCGAGGAUCACAAGACAUUCUUUACCUCGGCCGAAGGGCUUCAAGGGGAACUUCUUUCGGAGACGGAUACCACAGAUGUCUCUUGAACCAAGAUAGUGUCUCAUCAAGUUCGUCUCAGUCUCACUCAAUGGACCUGCUGUCAGCAGAAGCGCAUCUCCAUGAGUGCAAUACCGACUCUGUUAAAAAUGGAAACUUUCACACAUGCGCACGGGAGAAUAACUCAAACGGAAGUAGUUCUCUUAGCCAUCCAGCCAAUCAGGAGCCACUUCCGCCUCCAAUAGAUCAGUACUUCCUGGAGGAACUAGACGCCGUGUUUGGAGAUUCCUCGUUGCUUUCGGUGUCGGAGUCAGGACUCAUCCUGAGCGACGUCAGCUCCAACAGCGACAACAGUUCCAUCGACGACAUCGACGACUUGUGAUACACAUCCCGCUCGUCGCCGCUUGCCACGCAGACACCGUGUUCGAGUAAUCCAUUGAAAUUAUAUGAUAUAUACUUUGAGAGACGACAUGGUCAAUGACACUUUGGAUGUCUAUAUGAACCAUCAUAUUCUAUUCAGAAUGAAGUAUCAAUUCAAAAGUUGUCAGACAGUUGUAUAGAACAUUGGAACGUGUUUGUGAUGUAAAUGUUUGUUACAGACUCGAUUAUUUACAGACCGUCGACAUAUAGCUGGAAUAUUGCUGAGUGCGGCGUUAAACAACAAACAAACAAAUGUUUGUAUUAUAUGAAUGCCAGUUUCAUGCCAUUAUACAAAUUUCCUACGCAAUAUCAUUCUGUGAUUUGACAUAAUGAACGGCAGACUUAUUUCAUUCACGCUAUGAGUGUCAUGAAGCCAAAGCAUAUACUGUGAUAUGUAUCCGUUUCAGAUAUACGAGAUUGUGUUGUUGACAAGAGUGUGUGUCAACGUGUGGCAACUAGAUGGCGGUGUAUGUUGAUGUACACGAUGAUUUACAAGGCACGUGCUCCACGCUUCUUAUAAUCUUGAUAUACGGUCCUAGACUCUUUUUCCAUAAUGCAUAUUUCGUGGAUUCAUGUUGACUUGUCAGCUGAUUCAAGCAGACGCAUUGUUGAUUAAUUUAGACUAGUCCGUUGUUUCAUAUAAAUUGUCGUAUUGACUAGUCCAUUAAUUCAUAUAGAGUUGUCCGUUGAUUCGAUUAGACUGAUCGUUGAAAAAAAUAUGAACUACUCAGUGGAUUCAUUUUGACUAGUCCAUGCAUUCAAAUUGACAUGUCCAUAUAUUCACAGAGUCCAUGGAUUCAAAGGAAUAGUAAAUUGAUUCAGAAAGACUAGUACUGGAAGAUUGGGGCUGCAAAUUGACGUCACCGGUCAACAAAUGUAUCCACUUUCGUCAAAAAGUCAGAAUCCAUCUCUUAAGGAUGCUAAAUCAGAUUUGAAUCUUUUUCCUAUUGCCUGUGUGUUACUUUGGAUUCUCUUACCGUAUCAAAUAAAAAUAUGAAGUUGGUAAUAGCUCUCCUUUAGCUAUAACCUAAGACAAGAGAUACGCAUGAUGGAAUAGAAGAAGUAACUGUUUUCCUUUUGCAUAAAACAAAGGAUUUUUAUGAAUGCUUAUGUCGAAUCAUGUGGGAAGUUGGUCGGUGCUGACUGAAGCUAGUCAAGCAUAAACCUAAGUAACAUGUCCGUGUCGCAGGGUACGGAGAUGAUUGAAAAGUUCUGAAUCUCAUACAGAGGGAAUUACGUAAAAGUGAAAUAUUUUGUUGUGGACAUGACGUCUUGGAGGUAUAGCCACAUAAAGUUACUUGAGUCAAAUAAGUAAAUUGUUUCUCUGUGACAAGUCGGUGAAAUAAGCAGGGCUCCGUGACCUUUAGGAAAUGGACAAACCUGAGGAACGUGCAAUUCCUUCCAUGCAAGGGGCGGAACUUAUCAAUCAACCCUCGUAUAACCAAAAAGGGGGAGGGACUUUAUGAAACAGGUCUACAAGUAUUAAUACAGAAGGAUUACUGUAUGGCAUUUUUAACUUCUAUACACAAUUACUCGAGAAUCGCUUGUUUGUUUUGUACACAUUGUAUUAUAUAUGUUUGUCGAUCUCAGAACGUUCAAUUACACAUUAUGUUCUA
Haliotis rufescens (red abalone) is the source of this 4634-nucleotide messenger RNA. RefSeq names its product cyclic nucleotide-gated cation channel alpha-3-like. NCBI's taxonomy places the organism in Eukaryota, Metazoa, Mollusca, Gastropoda, Lepetellida, Haliotidae. The record is from RefSeq and is a predicted model, not a curated record. The transcript has 24 exons. Gene Ontology annotation, cellular component: membrane. Gene Ontology annotation, biological process: transmembrane transport; potassium ion transport. The coding region runs from base 377 to 2980 and encodes 867 amino acids. Gene Ontology annotation, molecular function: protein-containing complex binding; voltage-gated potassium channel activity.